Messenger RNA from Ceratitis capitata (Mediterranean fruit fly), 2384 nucleotides. RefSeq lists its product as uncharacterized. Gene Ontology annotation, cellular component: cytoplasmic ribonucleoprotein granule; nucleus. The transcript is spliced from 7 exons. NCBI's taxonomy places the organism in Eukaryota, Metazoa, Arthropoda, Insecta, Diptera, Tephritidae. Gene Ontology annotation, molecular function: mRNA binding; RNA endonuclease activity. Bases 419 to 2290 code for a protein of 623 amino acids. The record is from RefSeq and is a predicted model, not a curated record.
AGAAAUUUAUAAUUUUCGUCAAUGAAUUUCAUAAUUUAUUAGUUUGAAUAUAUACGCCAAUCAAAUAUUUGUGAUCUAUGGCAAUAUUGACAACCUUGUACAACAGCGAUAAAAAAGCUGAGCCGGUUUUACGGAAAAAAUUGGAUCGCCGCUGGUAUCUGACGGGCCACAAAACAAAAAACUUAAGUUGUUUGCUGUUUUAGGUUCAUCUCGCUAAUUAUCUCCUUUAAGUUAUGUGUGCACUAGUCAUAAGCAUUUAUUAUUUCGCUAUUGUGAACCAGUCCAGAAGAGCAUCAACACUAGUCAGCUGUUAAAUAUAAUAUACUAAAUAAGUAAAGCAGGCAUUUUCUACUGUGAAAUAUAUUUUUAUACAAAAUAUAAUAGUUUUUUUCAUUGUGUCCAUCACCGAUGUGUUAUAAUGCGAAGUAGUCGUAAGCAAAAGAACAGGCGAAUUAAAAGGCGAAGCUUCGCACAUCAAUCUACUAACCGUAUCCACGCAACACCAUCAAGUGAUUCCCAAAUAAUAGUUUCCUCAUCGACCAGUCUUAAGGGCAAAAGACGAAAGUUAAAACCGCGCGGAUCAUUAAAGAGAUUAUCGAAAAAAGAAAAGCUUGCUGCUAGGAAUAUAUUUGCGCAAAAACGGAAAAACAAACAAAGUGAGGCAACUGACUUAACUGGAACAAGUUCUACGGUAGUUCAUGAAAUUGCAAUGCCGUACGAAACUCCCCUAACAGCUGGCAGUUGUCACAAAAGAGCUGGUUUUAAAAAAUUUCGUGACACCACGGAGCGUCGUUUAAAACUGCGUAGAAACAGGCUCAACCGGGAUGGAAGAGAUUUACCCAUACCGAGUACCAGUCAAAGAAUUACCAAAAAACUGUUGCGGGCUAUCAGAAAACGUCAAUUGAAAAAUUUAAAUAGAACAAAGCAGUUAGAACAAAGAAAUAAUCUGAAACGAAAAUUAAAUUUACCAAACAACUCGUCCAUUAAAGAACUCCAUAUAGGCAAUAUUAGUCUCGAAGAAGGUGAGAUAAUCUCAGAUGAUGAGGAUAAGGUCACAUUGCCUGCUAAUAACCAUAUUGAUGACGAUGAUGACUGUAUUUGCAUUGAGCCGCAAAUUGAGCAAAUUAUUAUCGAUGAUGACAAACCGAACACAUCACGUUCGAGAACCAAAAACAAUGUUACCUCGGGAUACGUUUCUUUAAUACAGCGUAUGAAUGAUAGGAGUACAGAUCUCCAGGCAAAUGUGCUAACUUCAACGCCACAUGUUGCACGAAAUUCCACACAAAACCUGGACGAUGGUUUCGGCAAUUUGAGUGCAAUGUUCUUCGAAGAUGUUUCGAGCGUUAAUACACUUCAGACCAUCUCGUCGGAAGAUACUUUGACAAAUUAUACCAAAUUGUCCCGUUUGGUUAGAAAUCCCAAAACAAAGUCGAAGAAGAAAAAUCGUAUACGAAAAAAAUCAGGAGAUCCCACAACUGUUUCGGAAGAUGUCAUAAUUUUGGAUGAUACUGCCAACGAGUCUACGCUUAAACCAACGGCGCCGGAGGAAGCUAACCAAACGCACAUAGAUGACUCUGUGAUAUUCAUCUGCGAAACAGCGGCGAAUUCCGAUAAACCAGCACAAGCGUUAGAUUUUGUGCCAUUGCACAGCGAUAAUGUGCCGAAUCCAAUUGCAAUGCCUGUAAGUCCACCUCGUGCACCGAGAAGAGCAGCUAUAAACAGUGGACUUUUCACCAACAGUGAGAAGAAACAAUUGACUGCUUACAAUAAUAAUACGUACAAUCCAAACGCUGGUGACCCACAAGCAAAGGAAAAGUUAUCAGCAAAACGUCUAAUACUCAUCGAUGCUUGUAAUGUUGCAUUUAACCACGCUCUCAAUAAAGAGUUCUCAGUGAAAGGUUUGAAAAUUUGUAUAGAAUACUUUGAGAAAAUGGGUCACGACGUCAAAGCUGUUGUGCCACAAUUUCGUAUGCACCGUUGUUCCGAUACUGCUGCCAUGUUCGAACUGCAUAGCGCAGGAAAAAUUGUAGUUACACCUUGUAAAAACUUACCAGGCAAAUUUACCAUAAGUUAUGAUGAUCGUUUUAUUUUGCAAUUGGCAGCUGAAAUGGAUGCCGUCAUUGUAUCCAACGAUAAUUAUCGAGAUUUGAUUAAUGAAAAUACGGCAUUCAAAAAACUCAUAGAAAAUCGCGUUAUUGGUUUUACCUGGUGCAAUGAUUUAUUUAUGGUUGCGAAAGAUCCUUACGGCAAAUGGGGGCCCAGUUUGCAUACAAUUCUAAAUAGAGUUUGAAGGUGUGGCACGCCUACUUUUAUCCUUUUAUAUUUUUAAUUAAUUUUCAGUUUCGUGCUUUUAUGGAAAAAAUAUUUUAAUAUAUCAGAAUUAA